ACGAAAACUAAUCGUAAUGGUGGUGAACCCGUAAACUAUUGACUGAGCGGAAUUAUUUUUAUUUGUUUUCUAGAUAAUCUAGUUUAGAAUUUCAUUGUUUAAGUGUAGUGGCUGCGGCCAUAUCAUGCUUGCUUAUGUCGGGAUUAGCUGAAACUCCUAUUUCUGCCAAAGAAGGCGGUAAUCUGUAUAAAAAACGAUCACUGCCUGUCAGCGAAUCGUGUAGCAAAAGAGUGAAAAUCAACGAAAUGAGCGCAGAGGAGAAAAUAUCAAAUUUUUCGCUAGUGAAUCCAAAUUCUAACGGGAUAAAGAUGUCGUCAACAUCAAUGAACAAGCCUGGCGUUACUGCAAAAAAGCUGAUAAUUAAGAAUUUCAAAAGUAAACCGAACCUUCCAGACAAUUAUCAGGAAACGACAUGGAGCAAGCUGCGGGAAGCUGUUGUCGCCAUUCAGACCUCAAAAUCGAUAGCCUAUUCCUUAGAAGAAUUAUAUCAAGCCGUCGAAAACAUGUGUAGUCAUAAGAUGGCUUCACAACUUUAUGUUAACUUAACAAACUUGGUAGAAGCUCAUGUGAAAGCCAACAUUGAGCAGUUCUUGUCCGAGAGCAUGGACAGACAGGUCUUUCUAAAGAGGAUGGACGACUGCUGGCGAGCUCACUGCAGACAAAUGAUUAUGAUUAGAAGCAUUUUUUUAUAUUUAGACCGAACCUAUGUCCUUCAAAACCCUAGUAUACAUUCAAUUUGGGACAUGGGCCUAGACCUGUUUCGUCACCAUAUAGCAAUGAAUACACUUGUCCAGACUCGUACAGUAGAUGGCCUCUUAUUACUUAUUGAACGUGAGCGAGGAGGUGAUUCAGUAGAUAUAUCUUUGCUGAAGAGUCUUCUACGUAUGCUCUCUGAUCUACAAAUAUAUCAGGAAGCAUUUGAGCAUAAAUUCCUUCAAGCAACUGAAAGGCUGUACGCUGCAGAAGGACAACGUUUGAUGAGGGAACUGGCAGUUCCUGAAUACCUUGCCCACGUAGAGAAAAGACUUAAAGAGGAGAAUGAUCGCCUUUUACAUUAUUUAGACCCAUCAACCAAAUGGCAACUGGUGGUGGUGGUAGAGCGACAGUUGCUGGGUGAACAUGUGGCCGGGAUACUCGGUAAGGGCCUGGCUGCAUUGUUGGACGCACCACGACUACAUGACCUGGCCACACUCUACACGCUGUUCUCCAGGGUUAAGGAUGGCCUGGCUGAACUUUGUCAUCAUUUCAAUGGUUACAUCAAGAAAAAGGGAAGAACGAUAGUAAUAGAGCCAGAGCGAGACAAGACGAUGGUAACUGAGCUACUCGACUUCAAAGAACAACUGGACCAUGUAGUCAACACAUGCUUCCAGAGAAAUGACAAAUUCAUAUACUCUAUGAGAGAAGCCUUUGAAUUCUUUAUUAAUCAGAGACAGAACAAACCUGCUGAAUUAAUUGCCAAAUUUGUGGAUCUAAAAUUGAGGGCCGGUAAUAAAGAAGCAACUGAAGAAGAAUUAGAACGUCUGCUAGACAAGAUAAUGGUUUUGUUCCGUUUCAUACACGGCAAGGAUGUUUUUGAAGCUUUCUAUAAAAAGGAUCUAGCAAAGAGAUUGCUAGUAGGUAAAUCUGCAUCGGUGGACGCUGAGAAGUCGAUGCUUAGUAAACUGAAGCAAGAGUGCGGAGGUGGCUUCACCUGUAAACUAGAAGGAAUGUUCAAAGAUAUGGAGCUAUCUAAAGAUAUCAAUAUUACAUAUAAGCAGGUAAAUGGCACUGAUUCUCGGUACAGGAUUAUCGGAGAAUUUAGUAUGUCCUACUAUAUACUACUGCUAUACAAAUACUACAUUACACAAAGGAUGGUUGCCUUUGGUAACAAAGAGCUACAGGUUUCGUUAUUCCAAGCUCUGGUCCUGUUAUUGUUCAACGAUGGAGACAAUCUCUCUUUUGAAGACAUUAAGGUUUCCACCAAUAUAGAGGAGGGAGAGCUCCGCCGCACGCUGCAGUCCCUGGCGUGCGGGAAGGCGCGCGUGCUGAGCAAGGCGCCGCGCGGUCGGGACGUGCAGGACCUCGACCACUUCUCCUUCAAUGCGGACUUCACCAACAAGCUGUUCCGGAUCAAAAUCAACCAGAUACAGAUGAAGGAGACGAGCGAGGAGCAGAAGGCGACGGAAGAGCGCGUGUUCCAAGACAGGCAGUACCAGAUCGACGCGGCCAUCGUCCGGGUCAUGAAGAUGAGGAAAGCGCUCUCGCACAACCUCCUCAUAUCCGAACUGUACAACCAGCUCAAGUUUCCGGUUAAGCCCUCCGAUCUAAAGAAGCGCAUAGAGUCCCUGAUCGACCGCGACUACAUGGAGCGCGACAAGGACAACCCGAACCAAUACAACUACGUGGCGUAACAGCAGUCCAGCGACGUCGCUUUAACGAAAAUAUUAUUUAUUUAAAACGGUUAUUGUGUCUGCGGGCACCUCCUCCCCAACCCCCCCCCAUGCACGCCACCCGCAGCGCGCACUCGCCGCGAGUGGUUAGCGAGGCCAUACACAGCUCCAGUCAACAACUUCACUAAUCUUUAGGAAAUAAUAUAUAUGUAUGUACAUAUUAUAUAAAUAAAUAUAAAAAUAACGUAUUUUACGCACGACGGAAUAACUAUAAUUCGUUUUCUCCUAAAUUCACAAACCGUACCGUUGUUU
Bombyx mandarina (wild silkworm) is the source of this 2681-nucleotide messenger RNA. RefSeq names its product cullin 4 (gene Cul4). NCBI's taxonomy places the organism in Eukaryota, Metazoa, Arthropoda, Insecta, Lepidoptera, Bombycidae. The record is from RefSeq and is a predicted model, not a curated record. Gene Ontology annotation, cellular component: cullin-RING ubiquitin ligase complex. Gene Ontology annotation, molecular function: ubiquitin protein ligase binding. Gene Ontology annotation, biological process: ubiquitin-dependent protein catabolic process.